Molecule: messenger RNA, 3765 nt
Organism: Dendronephthya gigantea
Lineage: Eukaryota; Metazoa; Cnidaria; Anthozoa; Malacalcyonacea; Nephtheidae
Product: phosphatidylinositol 4-phosphate 5-kinase type-1 alpha-like
Exons: 20
Coding region: 260-2587 (775 amino acids)
Biological process (GO): phosphatidylinositol metabolic process
Molecular function (GO): phosphatidylinositol kinase activity
Source: RefSeq, a predicted model, not a curated record
CCUCGUUGCUUUUUCUUUUCACAAUCGGGACGGUUCGUUACCACGAAAUCAUACCGACGAAGUCGUCGUGAUAGUCACUUGAAAGGGUUUAAUACAUAUAGUCAAAGAUUUCUUGGAUUUCUACCGUUUUUUUUCAUAUUUUGGAGGACUAAAAAGUUUAUCUUAUGAAAUUACAUAUAAAGGAGUAUAUAAGAUGUAAUCUAUGAUGUCUACAGAGCUUUUUGGGCUUUGAAAAUCGCGGUUUAUCGAAGUGGGAGUGAUGACUGAGCCGGGAGAGCCAGUUAAAGGUGCAACGUCAUAUGCAUUCUCUCCCAAAGGCAAACAAUCGGAUGGCAAAUCAAAGGUUAAACCAUCUCCUUUAGAGUUAAAUCAAGUGGACGUAGGAAAUGACAAAGCAAAAGAACGAGACAAGGAUCAAGAAGAACCAAGUGCAAGCGCAAUCACAAGGAAAGGGACAAAAAUUGGUCAUAGACGAAUAAAUGAAGAUGGACAGAUUACUUAUAAAAAGCAACCAUCAUCGGCCUUGGUGUCUGCCAUUCAACUUGGUAUCCAGUACUCAGUCGGUCGGCUGUCCUCGAAAGUUGAACGUGAUGUAUUAAUGGGUGAUUUCUAUGAAAUUGAAAGUGUAUUUUUUCCCAGUGCUGGGCAACAAGAGACUCCUGCUCACCACUACAGUGAUUUUAGAUUCAAGGCAUAUGCUCCAGUAGCAUUUAGGUAUUUCCGGGAGUUAUUUCAUAUAGCACCAGAUGAUUUUUUGCUAUCAUUGUGUCACGAACCGUUACGUGAGUUGUCCAAUCCAGGCGCCAGUGGUUCCUUGUUCUACUGUAGUUUGGAUGACCAGUUCAUCAUAAAAACCGUGCAACACAAAGAAGCAGAAUUCUUACAAAAACUACUGCCUGGAUAUUACUUGAAUUUGAAUCAAAACAAACGAACUCUCUUGCCGAAAUUUUUUGGACUAUAUUGUUAUCAGUGCGGCGGAAAAAACAUCAGAUUGUCUUUGAUGAACAAUCUCUUGCCAUCUGGGUAUAAAAUACAUUUAAAAUACGAUCUUAAGGGUUCCACGUACAAACGUAAAGCAUCGAAAGCCGAAAGGGCGAAAUCUUCGCCGACUUUGAAAGAUCUUGAUUUCAUGAAUGACCAUCCGGAUGGCUUACUCGUGGAUUCUGACACAUACAGUGCUUUGACCAAAACCAUUCAGAGGGAUUGUAGGGUAUUAGAAAGUUUCAAAAUCAUGGAUUACAGCUUGCUUUUGGCAAUACAUAAUGUGGAUGAAGCUUCCUCCGAGAAAAGAGCGGUUCGCGGUGAAGCAUCGUCUACGGUCGGUACGAAAGCGAACGACUCAGCUACGACAAAUAACGAAGAUCGAAAGGCAAGUGAAAAGAGCACAGAUGAACAAGCCAAAGUUCUUGGUUCUGCUGCAGUUGCGAGAAAUCCUUCAGGCCGUAACAGAGAUGAUUUUGCUGCGUACUGGGAGGCGAUACCCCAACAUAGAGACGACACACCAUAUGGUGCAAUACGGGCACGAAAUGCAAAAGGAGAUAGAUUAUUGCUGUUCAUUGGCAUUAUUGAUAUCUUGCAAAGUUAUCGUUUGAAGAAGCGACUUGAACAUGGUCUCAAGUCUGUUGUUCAAGAUGGGGACGCCAUAUCGGUCCACCGACCUAGCUUUUACGCCAGGAGAUUCCAGGAAUUUAUGUCGGAAAAGGUUUUCAGGAAACAACCAGGCACCAAAGCGCAAAUCGCGAGAUCUCCAUCAAAGAAACGAGCAAGUUUCAACAGGGGAAAAGAGCGAGGGAGGACCUCGUCCGACAGCGAUAAACACGUCAACAGAGUCGGGGAUUCUAGCAGAGGUUUUGGAAACAAAACAGUCUUGUCGCCAUCACUAGAUGCUGGCUUAGCAAAUGUUGUUCCUGGCGAUGUUUCCUUCAUGGGUGGUGGAGGUCGAUCACUUGACGUGACAAAAAAGUCUCCCGAAACACCUUUGCCUGCUCACGACGUAUCCACGGAUUCCCACAAGGAGUCAACGAUCAUGGACGACGAGUCGACGAUCACCACCGACCAAUCGACGAUAACGCACGAAGUAUCAAGACUCGAACAUUCCGUAACAUUUCAGGACGAACAUUUGUCAAGCAGUCCUGAAGUUCAUGAAACAGAUGGAAAUUCAAAACAGACGAGCUUAGCGAAUGAUGAUCAGGCAACUGAGCUAAAUCCAAGCGCAUCUAAUGUCAUUGCGAUUACUCUCGAUAAUGAACCGAGCAUUCCGAAUGCCUCCGAUGACGCACCGAGUACAUCUAACGAUGUUGUUUCAAAUAUGCCCGAUGUUAUUCCGAAUACGUCCAAUGUCGCUGCGCGAACGUCCAAUGAUGAUACGAAGAUGUCCGAUCUUAUUCCGAACACUUUCGAUGAUGUUCCAACGACCUCCGAUGUCGUUUCAGACAUUCCUGAUAACGAUCACGAGGCCACGGCUGAUGUACAAGAAAUAAACAUUAAUGUUAGUGGUAAUUUCGGAGUACCGGAAGUUGAAGAACGAGAUUUUCAGAGACAAUCAUCAACCGAUAGUGAACCUUGUGUGUCGGACUCGAAAAUAUAAGGUUCAGCUGUUGCUAUGCAGCCGUGACCUCCGAGGAUGAGCGCUGUGGACUAGGUGUAAAAGAGGGACAUGUAGGGAAAUCAUCGUUGGUGUGUACCAGUUUAUCCAUGAGAGUCCACUGCAAUACAAAAUCUGGGAUAAGACUUGAGUACCGUGUGGUAGAGAGGUACAACGAGGGAGGUACAGUGUGAGAGAGGUGCAAUGAGGGACGUACAGUGCAAGGCUCGCUGUCUGAGUGAUAACAUCACGUUAAGGCCAUGUUACACAGUGCAAUGCUUUUAAUGCAAUUUGACAUGUAAUUUAUAAUAAUAAUCCACAUUUUGCAAUGACACGGAAGACGGGUGAUUUCGUGUAAUAUUUUGAUAAAUGUGGUCAAGCUUCCGAUGUUUAAAUACCGACACUUGCCUAAUCAGGGGCCGGUUGUUCGAAAGAUGGAUAAAGCCUUCAAAUAAAAAAAACCUUCAAAUUCUUCACCAUUUGGCACUGCCACGAUUGAACUUCAUAAUUUUGAAGUUAAAAAAGGUUUGGAUAGUUCUAAUUUUAGAGAUAUUUACGACGGUUGAAAAAAUCACUAUCUAGUGUCCACCUUUAUCCAGUGAUAUCCGCCUUUCAAACAACUGGCGCCAGGGCUGGCUCAGGCGAUGCGACUGUCUAACAUGGUCUUUAGAACUUUUCCAAUCGUUACUAUGUUCGAGGUAACCGCUGUGUAGUAUAAACGUAUAAUAAAAAUAAAAUGAUAGAUAUAUUUUUGUGCAUGACACGCGUUGUGACAGGGCUCUAAGAUAAGAUCGUCGAUAAACCUAUCCCCCCCCCCCGUGCAGAGCCACUUUCAUGACCAUUCCAGUUGAUUCGUGCAUCGAGGUCUGAGAACGAAAGUCGGAUAGUCGGAGCGUAAUGUACUGUAAUUAGAGAAUAAUUUUUAUAAAAUUUGGGUUAUUCCUUUGGUCCUCUAUUACCGAUUUUACCGAAAUCUUAAAAUUUUUUAAAAUAUGAUUUUAUGUGUUUAAAUAUCUUGUUUUCAUCUAAGAAUGUCAUUCCACUUACAUUCGAAGCAUUCACUGAGGUUGCCUUGGACGCAGCUGGCUUUACUGAAGUUGGAAAUAACUUUUUUGUGAGAUAGCCUUUCAGCAUUUUGUUAACUCGAAAACAUCGCCAUUAUAUUUGAUUAGGAGCAUCAU